Messenger RNA from Jaculus jaculus (lesser Egyptian jerboa), 2779 nucleotides. RefSeq names its product maestro heat-like repeat-containing protein family member 7. The transcript is spliced from 22 exons. The record is from RefSeq and is a predicted model, not a curated record. Gene Ontology annotation, cellular component: cytoplasm. NCBI's taxonomy places the organism in Eukaryota, Metazoa, Chordata, Mammalia, Rodentia, Dipodidae. Bases 47 to 2779 code for a protein of 910 amino acids.
CUGACUGCUGCUGUCAUCACAAACUGCAGGCGUUCUGGCUGUGCAGAUGAAUCCCCACCCUAACAAGCCAACAGCAAGCAGACUAACCUUUCAGCCAACAACAAGCCAAAUAUCAUUUCAGCCAACAAGAAGCCGAAUAUCAUUUCAGCCACCGACUUCUCAUGACGCCCAGAGUCCAAUCUUAUCAGGAUUGUGCCAAUCAGAAAGACAAGCUUACCAGAUAAUUCUGGAAUUUAUGGAACCAGAAGAGGAGUCUGGGUUGGACAAAAUGACUUUUCUGAUGGCUGUAGAAACUUUGAGUGAUGCUGUGCAUGCCCAGGCAAACGGCAGCAUGAAUGACUACUACCCCAAAACCCUCCUGGCCAAGAAAAUUGAGAGAUUACUCCUGGAAGAAUCCACUGAGGUCUUGGAUAGCAGUAUACGUCAGCAAUGCAUGCUCUGCAUUGUAGCCCUGAGCCAGGUGAACCCACCUUUCCACUUGUGCCAGAAACUGGACCUGGUCAACUCUGUCAUCGCUCGUGUGUUUCCCCUGCCGCUCAUCAUGCCAAGUCUAGACCGAAAGGACAACGCUAGUCUCUACCUCCAGACAACCCAAGCCUUAGACGACAUGUUACAAGCUCUUGUCAUGGACAACAGGCACCCCAACAUGCUCAUACUGCAAAAUUUCCUGGAGAUCAUCUUACCUUGGAUAACGCUGUCAGACAAAGUGCAUGAGCAGAAGCGAGCCUUGGGCACUAUUUCCCGGUUGCUGAGAUUUAUUUGCAACUUCCCUGAAGUGACGGACAUGAUGUCAUUCUCGAUAAACGGGAAACUGAUGGGCAUCUUGGGCCUCUUCUGCAUGGAUAUCAACCAAGAGACAAGCAUAGAAGCUUCGGAGGCUUUGCAUUAUGUGUUCAAAAUCCUCGUGCUUCAGAGAAGUGUGAGGCAGAAGACUGAGACCAUCCUGAGGGACUUGCAGAAGAAUUUCCGUGGGAACUGGAUAGCCAGCAUGCAGAGCAUCACACUGUUCUUCAGGAAAUACUUGACCCCCACAGAGAGAGCUGAUAUGAUCAUGGUGGCAAUGGAGGCCAUAGCCAGUGGCGAACUUCUCGACAUCAUUGCAGCCUCUAAGAUGCUAAAGAUGAUCCUGAAGCACACCGUUCCAGAAAUUGCAAAGGUGUCGGAAAUCAUCCAGUACAUUUUCUGCCACAUAAACAGAAUCACUGAGCCCACUGCCCAGAGUACUGUAAGGAAGAUCUUCCUCCUGCUGGCCCAGGCCUACACCGAAGAAGUCAUCCUGACUCUGUUCCAGAUAGAGGACCAGUCACAUACAGGGGUGGACAAGCCCUGGGAAAUCCUGGCAUCCUUCCCAAAAGGCUACCAACUGGUUAUGGAGUACCUGCUGAAGAGGCUAAUUCCACUCCAGGAAGCCCCGGACCAGGAACCCAGCUGCCACAGACCAGGGAUCUCCCUGCUCAUCGCCACCAGGGCCAUCUAUAAGCUGCUGCUGGUGCCCAGUCAGCGGCUGGAGACGCAGACAUUCUUCGCCUCCCUGUUCACUGCACUGCUGUUCCAGAUCUCCUUUCUUGUGGUGGAUGGCAGUGUUGAAACCCAGAGCCAGCAGCACGUCACUGAAUGGGUGAACCCUGUGAGUUCUACCUUGGAGACCCUAAAGAUCUUGAUGCGCAGCUCAGGAUACAUGGAAUACAUAGCUCAUAUUCAGCAGCUUGGGGGCUGGGAGUUGCUUGUCAAUCCUGAAAGGCACUAUGAAGGAGUCACUCUGCUGGCCAGGUCCCUAGUCAUCAAGAACUGCUGGCACAAUCGCCCUAUCUUCAGCAUCCUCAUCAAGACCCUCAAAGACCCAGACUGUGCCAAUUACCUCUCGGCCCUGGCGUUCCUGACUGAGCUGCUUCACUGCCCAGAUGUGGCAGGCAUUGUGGAUGACAAAGCUACCAACAUUCUGGCAAAAUGGUUCAAACGUGAGGAACCAGUCACAUUGAAGCUCUUGCUGCAGAUGGCAGUGGUCUUUACAAAGCACACAAAUACGGUGAGGCACUUGCACAUCCUGCAGCCCCACAUCCUGAGCUGCUGCUACUCCUUCAGCACCGAUGUGGUGACGGAAACCUUCAUCACUCUCAAGCGCCUCCUCGAGGGCCUCACCUGGCAGCAGUCAUCUUCUUUCUUCAUUCAGCUUUCCUUCACACUGGUGCCCUUCUUUGAGGAGGAAUCAGAUGAUCUGCGCUUGAUGGCCUUUCAGAUCUACAGAAGCCUCCUGGCCAAGGUCAAGAGGAGGGCCCUUGUCUUUCCGUUGAAGCAUCAGAUCCUCAACUUGAUAGUCCUCCUUGUGCUACACCUGCAGGACGUGAACGCCCAAGUGGUUGAGAGCUGCCGGCUCACCCUCCGCAGCACGGCCACCAUCCUGGGCUGGUCUAAACUCAAAACGGUCUUCACUGGGAGUGAUGUAUUCACCAUCCUCAGGGCCUUGCUGAAGCAGGAGCUAAACAGAGCACUCUGGUUUCUGAAGCAGAGUGUAGCUCUCUUCAAGAGCCCGCAGGCCCCCAUCCGCCAGGUAGCCAUUUGGUUCACAGGUCAGAUCAUCCAGGCCCUUGACGUGACAGAGAUGGAAAACAUUGAAGAGGCAUGUACAGCCCUAAGGCACAUGCAGAGAGAUCCUGACCCCAUGGUCAGCUGCCUCGCCGUACAGACCUUGUACAUCCUAGCAGUCAAAGAGAAGCAACUGCUGACCAAGACCAUGUCCUCUUGCUUCUGCAUGAGGAGGCACCGAAGGAGAAACUUAUGA